This is a messenger RNA of Telopea speciosissima, 1967 nucleotides long. RefSeq names its product serine/threonine-protein kinase haspin homolog. The transcript has 15 exons. Gene Ontology annotation, biological process: intracellular signal transduction; protein phosphorylation; mitotic cell cycle. The record is from RefSeq and is a predicted model, not a curated record. The coding region runs from base 36 to 1826 and encodes 596 amino acids. Gene Ontology annotation, cellular component: nucleus; cytoplasm. Gene Ontology annotation, molecular function: histone H3T3 kinase activity; ATP binding. NCBI's taxonomy places the organism in Eukaryota, Viridiplantae, Streptophyta, Magnoliopsida, Proteales, Proteaceae.
CUAUCGUUAAUUUCUCUCGAUCUCUGUGUUAGCGCAUGGCCGCUCAAAGAGGCGACAAUGGCAUCGAUCUAUGGUCAGACGUCGCAGCUGCUGAAGUUGGACAACCUCAAGUUGCCGUAAUUUAUAGAAGACGAAGAUCCGGAAACUCUGGUGUUGAUGUACAAAUAAGCCGAUCAUACAAGGAGAAUCGGCUGAGUUUGGCGCCAAACAAAAGAAUUAGUUGGAAUCGUGCACUUUCGACCAGAGGGAGAACUAGCAUUGCCAUUUCUGCUGAUGCGGAACAUAGGCAUCAACUAAAACAAAAGGAAGCAAAGAAGAAACCUAAACGAGCUCUUCACAAUCGGAAAAUUCCAAAACCUCCUGACUAUGGGAAAGAGCGAGCUUAUUUCAAAGAGGUAGACUCCUUUGAGUUGGUGGAGGAAAGUCCCUCACCUAAAAACUUUGGGACAUGGUCCAUGGGCAUCCAAAGUGAUCAGGUUAUUAUACCAGAUGUGGCCUCAAGAUUAGGAAAAUGGCUAAUCUCAAGGCAGCCAACUCACAGUUGUGGGUCUUCUAGCUCACUGAUUAAGAUAUUGGAAACUCCAGAGGUUCCUAUAGAGUCAACCCAUGGUGAUGUUUCCAAGUCUUCAAAUGAGAAAACCCCUGUUCUGAUUUCUGCACAGAAGAGCAAUAUUGAAGCUCUAGAGAUGGGAGAUGUCAGUUCUGAUGAUUUAGGAAAAGCAAUUACAAAGCUCACUCUGACAUCAGACUCUGCAUCUGUAGAUGGCAAUCACCAAGACUCUUUCUCCAUGCUGCUAAGAUUUUGCAAGCAGUCUUCUCCUUCAACUCUGUUGGAUGUUUUCUCCCUGUAUUGUGACCCCAAUAAUAUAGUUAAGAUUGGUGAAGGAACCUAUGGAGAAGCUUUCAAGGCUGGUGGAACUGUUUGUAAAAUAGUACCAUUUGAUGGAGAUUUAAGAGUGAAUGGCGAAGUUCAAAAGAGAGCGUCGGAAUUGCUUGAGGAGGUGGUACUUUCCCAGACUCUUAAUCAUUUAAGAGGACAUGAUAACAAUGAAUAUAAUGCAUGUACAACCUUCAUAGAAACAAUAGAUUUACGUGUAUGCCAAGGUGCUUAUGAUCCUAUGUUGAUCAGAGCAUGGGAAGACUGGGAUGGGAAGCAUGGCUCAGAAAAUGACCACCCAAAGGAAUUUCCAGAGAACCAGUGUUAUGUUGUGUUUGUUCUAGCUCAUGGAGGUCAGGAUCUAGAAAGCUUUGUACUCUUAAACUUUGAUGAAGCACGGAGUUCAUUUGUUCAGAUUACGGCUGCCUUGGCUGUGGCGGAAGCAGCCUAUGAAUUUGAACAUCGAGAUCUGCACUGGGGGAAUAUUCUUUUAACUCGUAAGAAUGAUGCAAGAGUGCAGUUCACUCUCGAGGGAAGGCCAAUGUUGGCUCAAACAUUUGGAUUGACAUUGUCGAUAAUUGAUUUUACUCUCUCGAGAAUAAACACUGGGGAGUCUAUACUUUUUCUAGAUCUAUCUUCUGACCCGCUACUCUUUGAGGGUCCAAAAGGGGAUAGUCAGUCGGAAACCUAUCGGAAGAUGAAGGAAGUAACAGAUGAAUGUUGGGAGGCCAGCUGUCCGAAGACAAAUGUGUUAUGGUUGCAGUAUUUGGUUGACAUUUUGCUGUUGAAGAAAUCAUAUAAACGAACUUCGAAAGAGGAAAGGGAAUUGCGUUCACUUAAGAAACGUUUGAACUCAUACAGCUCAGCCAGGGAAGCAAUCACUGAUGCCUUCUUUGAGGAGUUGUUUGUCAGUGUUGAUGAGCAGAAAGAGGCUGGAGGGAACAACUAGUUUAUCCAUUCUUAUACAUAGCUCCUGUGAAUAUACUUGCUAAGUUGAGUAUUAUGUUAUUUUAAGUAGCAACUAACAAGCAAAAGAUAUUCAGAAGUUUAAAUUUAUAGCCUUAUAAUUUUGUAUUUUUUAAUGUCUUCU